Messenger RNA from Bombyx mandarina (wild silkworm), 1764 nucleotides. Its product is annotated as carbohydrate sulfotransferase 11. Gene Ontology annotation, molecular function: sulfotransferase activity. Gene Ontology annotation, cellular component: membrane. Gene Ontology annotation, biological process: carbohydrate biosynthetic process. The record is from RefSeq and is a predicted model, not a curated record. NCBI's taxonomy places the organism in Eukaryota, Metazoa, Arthropoda, Insecta, Lepidoptera, Bombycidae.
UGUCGUAGAAGGAUGUGUUGCGAUUAGAUUGAGUUUUACGAAAAAGUUAUUAUUUCAAUGAAGUUUAAUUAAAAAAUGAAACACCGACUUAAAUUAGGUGCAAAUCAGAAAGUAGAACUUUAACAUUAAUAUAAAAUGUAAAUCGACACGUGCCCUACAUUAUUACUAGCGGAAUAAAUUUUGAAAGUGUACGUACGUUUCUGAAUAAAUCAACUUUCUGUGAAAAUGUCGUUUAGAGGCAUUGUUGUAGUGUUAUUUUUAAAUGUGCGUUUUUUCGCAAACUGUAGUGUGUACGAUAAUGAGAUAAACGAACAUUCCUUGGAGUUGACCCAGUCCUUGAACUUGGCUCGACAAGAACUCAUCCAAGAGGCUUGCCGACGUUUUUCUCGCAACUACAAAUUGGAUGACCUGCAACCGGACCAGUUAAGGCAUAUAUUGGUUGAUGAUGAAAGGAAACUGCUAUAUUGUUAUGUGCCAAAGGUGGCCUGUACAAACUGGAAGAGACUUCUCCUCAUAUUGGCUGGUAAAUGGAACAGCACAGAUGUUCUAUCAAUUCCGGGGCAUAUACCUCACUUACCCGGAAUGUUCAAGGAUCUGAGUAUGGUGACUGCACAGGAACGCGAACACAUGCUAAAUAAUUAUCAUAAGAUGGUGUUUGUUAGGAAUCCAUUUGAAAGAUUACUGUCGGCUUAUAGAAAUAAACUGGAGGGUGAUUCACCAAGUCAAUAUUUCCAGGAACACGUUGGAAGGCGCAUAAUAAAAACGUACCGCGAGAACCCCUCAAACCAGUCCCUUGAAUUUGGCAAUGAUGUCACUUUCAAAGAAUUCGCCAUGUUCCUGACGAACAAAUCGGAGGAGUUGGCCGACGUCGUCAACAACGAACACUGGCAGCCGAUCACCGAUCUAUGCCAUCCGUGUCAAAUAAAAUACACGUUAGUUGGUAAAUACGAAACUCUCCUGGACGAUGUUCUCCUAGCUCUGCACACGAUCCAGGUGACUGGAGUGAAUUUCCCGAGACUGACCAGCACCUCGGGCACCGCACAGAAACUCCACAAAUACUACUCGCAGCUAGACUUACCGCUGAUAAGGAGGUUAUACAAACUUUAUAAAUACGAUUUCAAAAUAUUCGAUUACCAUUUAGAUAGUUUAGUCGGUUUUGAUCUAGAUUGAUGUAGUUGUAUGAAACAAUCUGUAAUUUAAUACGAUUUUUGUGAAUGCGGAAGCACUUCAGGAUAACGCAGAAACAUAAGCGAACGAUCCUUAUAAAGUUUUAUAGAAACAUGCGGUGAGUAAAUGUGCAGUAUGACAAUUGAAACUUAAAAGAAAAAAGAAAUAUUUUAUUUGUACAUACUGAACAUUAACUAUUUAGGGGUUCUCGUGUUUGCACUAACAUGUGUCCUGUAGUGUUUUAAAAAAGUCUUAGAUGAAUUGUAAAGAAUGCCGCUUACCAUUUCAUACAGUAUGAAAAAAAAAUAUUCAAAUAUUUUUCUCAUUUGAUCAUUUCGAUCGUAUUACACUGAACCUGAAUAAUAUGUGACUAGUCCAACGAAAUUGAAAAUGUCGCUGUAUUUCCUUCCAUUAUAUUUAGAAUAGUUUAAUAAGUACAAUGAUUUCAAUUAUAUAAUUUCUAAAUUAUAUUUUCACUGGGCAUCGUGAAAUUUCAGAGGUAAUGUUGAGUUGAGUUCACACAAGUAGUUAUUAAUGUACUUACAUGUGUAUGUAUAUAAUUAAAUUUAUUAUUAGUAUUUAUAGUAAAUUUAUAGU